CUCAUGAGUCUGAGUCAUUUUAAACAACCGCGUCUACAAAAUCCUGAGUUUACAAGCCAGUAACCUCUGCCCUGUCAGCCCUGUCUACUUUUGUGUCACAUUGUAACGACUCCUGGUAAAAAAAAACUAUAGUUAAAUAAAAUCCAUUUUCUUUAUUAUUCUUUUUUCGUACGCGUCCCCCAGCCCCAGUAUAUACUCAGCAGUUCGUGUACAGUACGUAGCUAGUGUACUUCAUAAAACAAGUAUUCAAUUCUAGACAACAAAUUUUAAAAAAACACUUUUUUUAAAAAUAUGUCACAAUGAAUUUAUUAUACGUAAUUUUAUUAACGGCUUUAGCCGUUACCACUGCCUAUGAUUACGAAUGUAAUACACCAUUAUUAGAUCGAGCUCAACUCCAUGCAACUUCUUAUAUGAAAGAUCGUGAACCUCAACAAGCACGACUUUACAGCAAGAGUGCGUGGACACCGAGUGAUAAUUCGUACAAUCAACACUUAACACUGGAUUUGGGUGAUAGAUUUGAGAUAAGAAGUAUCCAAACUCGUGGGCGUGCUAACACUAGAGAAUUUGUUACCGAAUUUAUUGUUGAGUACUCAGACGACGGUCAAGCUUGGACUAGUUACGAAAGUCAAGAUGGUGUUGAAGAGAUGUUCAAAGGUAACGUAAAUGCUGAGUCUAUUAAAUUAAAUAGAUUUGAAGUACCUAUAAUUGCUCAAUGGAUUCGUAUUAAUCCAACAAGAUGGCAAGAUCGUAUUUCCAUGCGCCUGGAAUUGUUCGGAUGCGAGUAUGUUUCCGACGUAAUGCACUUCAAUGGAACCUCAUUAAUCCGACAGGACUUGGUCCGCGAGCCUAUAGAAACCGAUCGUCAUGCGAUGCGGUUCCGGUUUAAGACGAAUCAUGCCGACGGUGUCCUCGUCUACUCGCGGGGUACACAGGGAGAUUUUAUUGCCGUCCAACUCCGUGACAAUAAGAUGUUACUUAACAUAGAUCUGGGUUCUGGAAUAACGACCAGUCUUUCUGUUGGGAGCCUUCUUGACGACAAUAUGUGGCAUGACGUACAAAUUUUUCGAAACCGUCGCGACAUUUCAUUUUCCGUUGAUCGUGUUCUAGUCAAAGGAAGAAUUAAAGGCGAUUUUCAUCGUUUAGAUUUAAAUAGAGCGUUUUAUAUUGGAGGAGUUCCAAAUAAACAAGAAGGUCUAAUAGUAACCCAAAAUUUCACUGGCUGCAUUGAGAAUUUUUUGUUGAAUAAAACCAAUGUGAUGCGUGACCUCAAAGAAACUGAAGCCAUAGAAGGAAUUGGACCAAAUACACGUUUCCUAAAAAUUCAUACGACGUACUCGUGUCCCGAACCUCAAAUCGUGCCUGUUACUUUCGUAAAACCGGAUAGUUUUGCUAAAUUAGGAGGAUAUGAAGGUUCUACGACACUAAACGUGUCCCUGGCAUUCCGGUCUUAUGAAGAAAAAGGCCUGAUAAUGUUUCACAAGUUUAUAACAGAUGGAUUUGUUAAGCUGUUUUUAGAAAAUGGGCGUAUCAAGACACAAAUAAAGACAAAAGGAAACCCAGACGCUGUACUAGAUGAUUUUGAGGAAAAUUUCAAUGACGGUAAAUGGCAUCUAGUCAUAUUGACCGUUUCAAAAAAUAGUGUUGUAUUGACCAUCGACGGCAGGCCGAUGAGAACAAAACGACUGUUAGAUAUGUCAACUGGACCAACUUAUUUAAUCGGUGGUGGCCUCCUGGGACAGGGACGUGGUGAUGUCGGUUUCGUUGGCUGUAUGAGAAGUAUUACCAUCGACGGUACCACCAGACUCCCGACAAAUUGGAAAAAAGAACAUUACGAUGGUGAGCUAAUUUUCGACGCUUGUCAAAUGUUGGAUCGAUGUAAUCCAAACCCUUGCAAGCAUAACGGUAUUUGUACUCAAACUUCCCAUGAAUUCACUUGCGAUUGCGAGCAUACUGGUUACAUUGGUGCUGUUUGUCACUCACCCAAAUAUCUACUGUCAUGUGAAGCCUACAAAAACUUGAACUCCGGGGUCCAACAAAAAGAGACAAAGAUCGACGUAGACGGCAGCGGGCCCUUGGAUCCGUUUCCGGUCACCUGUCAAUUUUACCCCGACGGUGUAGUCAUGACUGUUAUAAGACACAGCAAUGAAUUAUCUACACCAGUCGAAGGGUACGAAGAACCCGGAAGUUUUCAGCAAGACAUUUCUUACGACGCUGAUUUCGAUCAAAUCGCGGCAGUGAUUAAUCGAUCGCUGUCUUGUCAUCAGCAUAUUAAUUAUGCUUGCAAACAUUCGCGUCUUUUUAAUACUCCAGUAAACUCAAAUGAUUUAUUCCGUCCAAAUUCCUGGUGGGUAAGUCGCAACAACCAAAAAAUGGAUUACUGGGGCGGCGCAUUACCUGGCUCACGUAAAUGUGAGUGCGGAGUACUGGGAAAUUGUAUUGAUCACACUAAAUGGUGCAACUGUGACGCUGGAUUUGAUAGUUGGAAUGAAGACGGAGGUGACAUUACGGAAAAAGAACAUUUGCCUGUACGACAAUUGAGGUUUGGUGACACAGGAACGGCUUUAGAUGAAAAAGAGGGCCGGUAUACUUUGGGACCACUUAUUUGUAGAGAUGACGAUCUUUUCCAAAAUGUCGUGACUUUCCGUAAAGCCGAUGCGACUAUCGACCUCCCAACUUUCGACAUGGGCCACAACGGCGACAUCUACUUCGAGUUCAAAACAACAGUAGAAAACGCGGUUAUAAUCCACAGCAUAGGUCCCUCUGACAACAUACAAAUUUCCAUAAAUUCCGGCAAACAAAUUGUGUUUCAAUACAAAGCCGGUGACGGUCCUCUGAGUGUCAGUGUCCAGACCUCCAACCCUCUCAACGACAACAACUGGCACACAGUAUCCGUCGAACGUAACCGCAAAGAAGCGAGAAUUACCCUUGACGGACUUGCAAAUCAGAUCCGUGAGCCCGCAGGUCCCGUCCGCGCUCUUCAUCUCACCUCUAAAUUAGUCGUCGGUGCCACGACCAAAUACCGCGACGGUUACGUCGGAUGCAUCCGCGCUUUGCUGCUCAACGGAAAGCUCCAAGAUCUUCGCUCAUACGCUAAACGCGGGAUUUACGGUAUCCACGAGGGCUGCGUCGGUAAAUGCGAGAGCAACCCCUGCCUUAAUAACGGCACGUGUAUCGAACACUACGACAGCUACGACUGUAAUUGCCGGUUCUCAGCCUUCAAAGGCCCAAUAUGUGCUGACGAGAUCGGGGUUAACUUAUCCCCCAGCUCAUUAGUCCGUUACAACUUUACCGGCAGUUGGCGGUCGACUCUGUCGGAAAAUAUUAGGGUUGGAUUCGUUACCGUCGACCCCCGUGGGUUCAUCCUGGGCCUGUUUUCAAACACCACCGGUGAAUAUAUGACCAUCUCGAUCUCCAACAGUGGGAAACUCAGGAUAAUAUUCGACUUCGGGUUUGAACGUCAGGAGUUUAUUUACGGAGAGAAAAACUUCCAUAGAGGGCAGUAUCAUGACGUGAGGGUACAGAGGAAGAAUUCGGGCGCCACUAUGGUAGUGACAGUUGACGGUAACGAGCCGAUGGAGCAACACUACAACAUAAAAGCUUCAGCAGACGCUCAGUUCAAUAACAUCGAGUACAUGUACAUUGGAAGGAAUGAGUCGAUGAACGAGGGCUUUGUGGGAUGCGUGUCCAGGGUACAGUUUGAUGACAUCUUUCCUCUGAAGCUUUUGUUCCAGCAAAAGGUGCCGGAUAACGUUAGAUCGAUACCUGCGGAAAUAACGGAAAACUUCUGUGGAGUUGAGCCGAUAACCCAUCCUCCGAAUAUUGUUGAGACGAGACCGCCACCUAUUGUAGAUCAGGAGAAAGUCAGGGCUGCCUAUAAUGAGACAGAUACGGCUAUUUUAGGAAGUAUACUGACGGUGAUUGUAAUUGCGCUUAUUAUAAUGGCGGUGUUGAUUGGAAGGUACAUGUCGAGGCACAAGGGAGAGUAUUUGACGCAAGAGGAUAAGGGGGCGGAGCUUGCGUUGGAUCCGGACAGCGCGGUCGUUCAUUCGGCGACGGGGCAUCAGGUGCAGAAGAAGAAGGAGUGGUUCAUUUAGGGAGGGGAGGAGUAGAGCUUAAGGCGAUUGUGCUUUUAUUUUUUGAAAGAUGGAUGGAAUUUUUGGUUUGUUUUUUAGGUGAGAAGAAGACGGUCACGAAUUUCGAAGAGCUUUUGUGAAAGCUUUUAAGUCGCAAGCUCAGAGCUUUUGGGUGCAUCUAGAGAUUGGGGAGGGUUAGAAAAAUUUUGAUUAAAAGUUGAAGGGGUAAAGUCAUUUUUUGAAAGCUCUGAGCUUUUCGUAUCGGGUGGAAAUUUUCUAUAAGCUCAAUUAUAAAACUGCUGGGUCUAAGUUCAUUUCAAUUUCGAGUUACGUGGCAUAAAAUCAGAGCUUGCAGGUUUUGAGUAUCAUUUUUAAAAUCUCAGUUCGCAAUAAGCUUGAGCAAUUUUGCUGCAAGCUCUAGUUUUUUUUUAAGUCUUGAUAAAUACUUCACAAAACUAUUUACAUGCAAGCUCUCUAUGAGCUUUUUUUACGACAGCUCCGACCGGAAAUCUUUAUUUAAUAAAUAUUAGGCUUAAAAACGAAGCUUCGAAUAAUAUUCAUCUCAUUAAAAGCACGAGCUUGCAACAAACUGAUCAAAUUUUCUCGCAAGCUCGGGCUUCUUCGUAAUCUAUUAUUGAAUUCCCGCCGAAAUCAAGGCUUGAAAGCUCCCCUACGAACUUUUUUUGUAAAAAAAAGCUCAGCGAGCUAUUUUAAAUUGUUUCAAGUCGUACAAAUACUCUUUUUUUAAGAGCUCAGAAUUUCUAUGAGCUUUCAAAUCUUGGCCCAAUUUUCCACGGCACAGUCCCGAAGAUGUAAUCUCAUAUCAAAAAAACUUUCACAAAAGCUCUAACAAUAUUUCUAGUUUAUAAUUUAAAAAAUAACAAAGGCCUCUUUGUAUUUACGUACAAAAAAAUUGUUUGAGUUUGAUAUUAUUUUUAUUUUUAUUUCUUAUAUUUUUUGUUAACAGUAUUAGAAGUAAUUUUAACCGUCCAGCGAUGAUGAUUUCGUUUUUAUUUCUC
Microplitis mediator is the source of this 5092-nucleotide messenger RNA. It is a transcript of the gene Nrx-IV, whose product is annotated as neurexin-4. Lineage: Eukaryota; Metazoa; Arthropoda; Insecta; Hymenoptera; Braconidae. The coding region runs from base 300 to 4094 and encodes 1264 amino acids. The transcript is spliced from 10 exons. The record is from RefSeq and is a predicted model, not a curated record.